GACGUCCUUGCUCUACCAAUUUUUAAGCAAGAAGAGCCGCAUAUCUCACCAGACACGGAUGCAAAGCUGCCCCCAUUCCAGUAUGUCUUGUGCUCAGCUACAUCCCCUGCUGUCAAACUCCAUGAAGAGACCCUGACAUAUCUCAACCAAGGCCAAUCUUACGAAAUCCGUCUCCUUGACAACAGAAAAUUGGGAGAGUACCAAGACCUCAAUACCAAAUAUCUCAAGAGCAUUUUAAGGGUGGUUUUCCACGACCGGCGCUUGCAGUACACGGAACAUCAGCAGCUCGAAGGUUGGCGAUGGAGCCGACCCGGGGAUCGCAUCCUUGACAUAGAUAUCCCCUUGUCGGUUGGCAUUUUGGAUCCCAGAGCUAGCCCAACACAACUGAACACUGUAGAGUUCCUGUGGGAUCCAUCCAAAAGAACGUCUGCUUUUAUUCAGGUACAUUGUAUCAGCACAGAAUUCACGCCGAGGAAGCAUGGCGGCGAGAAGGGCGUUCCUUUCCGAAUUCAGAUUGAUACAUUUAAGCAGAAUGAGAAUGGAGAGUACACAGAGCAUUUGCACUCAGCUAGCUGCCAAAUCAAGGUGUUCAAGCCGAAAGGAGCGGACCGGAAGCAGAAGACGGACCGAGAGAAGAUUGAGAAGAGAACGAUGCAGGAGAGGGAGAAAUACCAAGCAUCCUACGAUACCACAAUCCUGAUAGAGUGUUCUCCGUGGCCAGAUCUGCCGUAUCAGUCAAAUUCAUCGUCUUCUCCUGGCUACAACAGCUCUCCAAACAGCUUCGGGAUAGGAGAUGGCAACUGUUCUCCAACCCCUCAGGUGGAGCCACCCGCUGUUAGAAAUGAGAAAACGCCUGCAUUUAACAAUGAGACCUGGAAUCAGGAUGACAAAGGAAAGUAUCUCGUGCCGUCCGCAUCCAUACAAGAUGUGCAACAGUGGUGCAGCGCAAUAGGUUCCCUCAGUAUUGCAGACUUCUAUCGAGUUUCUCAGGUGCUGACUUAUUAAAGAUGUCCAAAGAGGAUUUCAUCCAAGUGUGUGGCCCUGCGGACGGGAUCCGACUCUUCAAUGCUGUAAAAGGAAGGAAUGUGAGGCCCAGACUGACUAUUUAUGUCUGCCAUGAAUCGGAACAAAACCGCACAAACCUGCAGCACAAACGGGAGCUCAACGACACCUCUGUGUGUGUUUAUCAUGCCAUCUUCCUGGAGGAGCUGACAUCGUUUGAGCUGAUUGAGAAGAUUGCCAACCUGUACAGCAUCUCCCCUCAACAGAUAAACCAGAUCUAUAAGCAGGGACCUACUGGGAUCCACGUGGUGGUCAGCACGGAGAUGGUUCAGAACUUCCAGGAUGAAUCUUGCUUUGUUAUCGGCACUCUAAAAGCCGAGAACGGUUCUGGAUAUCACAUCAUUCUUAAAUGA
Staurois parvus is the source of this 1415-nucleotide messenger RNA. The record is from the annotation of a GenBank genome assembly. Lineage: Eukaryota; Metazoa; Chordata; Amphibia; Anura; Ranidae.